Symbiodinium necroappetens is the source of this 1335-nucleotide messenger RNA. The record is from the annotation of a GenBank genome assembly. NCBI's taxonomy places the organism in Eukaryota, Dinophyceae, Suessiales, Symbiodiniaceae.
AUGUCCGAACUCCCAACGGCAUCCAUCUCAACACCCCCGGACGACCCCACGCCCGACCCGCUCCUGGGGACCAACCUCGCGGGCCGCUACCUCAUCCUCGGCCGCCUGGGCGAGGGCGCCUUCGGCAUCGUCUACGAAGCCGAGCAGCGAAGCCCGGUCACCCGCCGGGUCGCGAUCAAGGUCAUCAAGCCGGGCAUGGACUCCAAAGCCGUCGUCGCCCGCUUCCGCGCCGAGGAGCAGGCCCUCGCCGUCAUGAACCACCCCGGCAUCGCCAGGGUCUACGACGCGGGCGAGACCGAACGCGGCCUCCCCUUCUUCGCCAUGGAACUCGUCAAGGGCGAGCCCGUCACAGCGUUCUGCGACCGCAACACCUUCAGCAUCGAGCAGCGCCUCGAGCUCAUCAUCGAGAUCGCGCACGCCGUCCAGCACGCGCACACCAAAGGCGUCAUCCACCGCGACCUCAAGCCCUCCAACAUCCUCGUCGGCUACGACGACCAGGGACGCGCCCGACCCAAGAUCAUCGACUUCGGUGUCGCCAAAGCCCUCAACCAACGACUCACCGAACAGACCCUCUUCACCGACCGAGGCCAGCUCAUCGGCACGCCCGAAUACAUGUCCCCCGAGCAGGCCGAGAUGUCCGGCGUCGACAUCGACACCCGCGCCGACGUCUACUCCCUCGGCGUCCUGCUCUACGAGCUCCUCACGGGCGUCCGCCCAUUCGACCUCAAACGCGCCCCCUUCCACGACAUCCAGCGCGUCAUCCGCGAGACCGAGCCCCCGAAGCCGAGCACGCGCGUCAAAACCAUGCUCGCCAACCAGUCCGGCGCCGACACCGCCAGCAAAAUCGUCAAGCUCCGCCAGGCGAACCCCAAAGCCCUCACAAGGCAACUCCGACGUGACCUCGAUUGGGUCACCAUCAAGUGCCUGGAGAAAGACAGGUCACGCCGAUACACCACACCCAACGAACUCGCCGAGGAACUCCGCAACUACCUCAACGGAAACCCCGUCCGCCGCACAGCGCGCACGCCGCACGAACGGAUCGUCAGGCACUUCCGCCUCAACCACGCGGCCUACACAAACGUCCUGCUGGCGUACAUCCUCUUCCACCUCGUCCAGAUCAUCGUGUUCCUGAUCAUGUACGCGAUCAUCGAAGAGGACGGGACCAUCGAUAACCUCGUGCCCAUCUUCUACAACGCCCUCGGCAUGCUCGCCGCGGUCGUCGCGCUCGGGCUGCUCAUGGUCAAAAGGACCACCAGAAACUGGGUCGCCCUCGCCCUCGGUCUCGCCAUGUUCACGGUCUACCUCCUGGCCAUGAUCUUCCCCGAGGACGCAUGA